GCGGGAGUUGUGCAUAACAGUGUGUGUGUUGUUGUUGUUGUUUACCUCUUAGAUAUUCUACGUGCAACCAGUGCUUGGAGACGCGGCACGGCGGGAACGAUCUACACUCACAACAGGCUGGAGUAAUGCCCACAAGAAAAGACACAUUUUAGGUCGUUCGGUGAAGGUGUACAGCCUGGACUAUGGGUGACAUCACAGUAGACGACGUGGCUUCAUGUGAGCAGAGGAGUGACGCCGAUGGCAUUGGAAAACCGACAGAGAACAACAAUAUUGACACUAGUCCAUCACUAGCUCAAACCUUUCAAGAUCUAGGAAGUGCUCGCGAACAAAAUAACCUCAUCAGCAGUGAUAGUAGGAAACCAAGUAUUGACAAACGAGUGAGGUUUUCAGAGAAAAUUGAAAAUGUCAGUAUAGAUGAGUCGUCAACAAAAAACGACUUGAGUCUGCAGUCAGCCGUCAGCAGAGAGACCAGAGUAGUCUGGGAGAUGAUCACCGAUGGACAGAAGGAAGCCGUCAAAUGGCCUCACAAAGACUCGACCGCAUCAACAGACUCCGUGUUCGUAUAUGACCAGCCCGAGGACGCAUUGUCCGGUGGCAAGAUGGUGACCGAUUUGGACGAAGACGACGAACCGAAUAAAGUCAUCGGGGGACGAAAUGUGUUCAAGAAUUUACUAGAAGUGCGAAAACUUGAAAACGCGUCAGUUUCAGCUGGGGACGGCGGGUUGGAGGCGGGGGGUGGCGGCGCGGCGUCGCAUUCUACUCACAGCUGCGGCUCGUUGUUCGCUCAGUGCGGCGCGCACCGUGGCCAGGGACACAGUCUGGUCACAACGUUCAGUCAGGGACGACUGAAGCACGUGGAGUCCGAUGACACGUAUGACGGUCCGGUCAGUCUGACGGAGAUACUGCACGAGCGAGACGCGGAGCCGAGCCGCAUGUGCCUCAUGGGGAACGGAGUGUCGAACAUUGCCAAGGGGGAGAGAUCUCCCGAGGGUCCGGUGGCUGGGGCUGGGGCUGUGGCAGGGGCGGGAGCGGGGGUGGUGGUGGUGCUGAAGAACCAGAUCAAGCAGUGGGAGGAGCGGUCCACGGAGCUGGGGGAGGAGGUGGCGGAGCUCAGGAAGGAAGUCAAGAGAAAGGAUCACGAGAUACUGCGACUGCAGAGGGAAGUCCACAAGUUAAAGAGUGUUCUGCAGCAGGCAUCAAACUUCUCUGGAGACAUUGAUCUGCUCUCCUCUCUUCAUGGCCAGUCUUCAGGAGCGGCUCACAAGAAGCAAGGAGUCUCAGCUGAGAGUUCUCAGUCUGGCCAGACGGCAACAGACAUCCAGAUACAAAGAUUCGACAAGGACUUCAGGUCCAAACAGAUAAUCAAAGAGGCAAUAAUGGACAAUGACUUCUUGAAAAACCUGGACCUGAGUCAAGUACGGGAGCUGGUGGAGUCUAUGUAUCCCCGAGAGUGUCCCAAGGGAAGUUAUCUCAUCCGAGAGGGAGAAGUUGGGGCACAUCUGUAUGUGUCGGCUGAAGGGGAGUUUGAGGUAGUGAAGGAGGGGAAGGUGUUGGGCCGCAUGGGCCCUGGCAAAGCAUUUGGAGAACUGGCUAUCCUGUACAACUGUACCAGAACUGCUUCCAUCAGAGUGGUGAGAGACUCCAAGGUGUGGGUGUUGGACAGAAGAGUGUUUCAGAGAAUCAUGAUGAGGACUGGGCUGCAAAGACUGGAAGAUAACGUCAACUUUCUACGAAGUGUACCUCUCCUCCACAACCUACCUACCGACGUGUUGGGGAAAAUAUCAGAUGUUCUUGAAGUGGAGUUCUAUCCCACUGGACAUCACAUAGUGAGGCAAGGAGCCAGUGGAGAUACAUUCUUCAUCAUCAGCCAAGGCAGUGUCAAGGUUACUCAGAGAGUUGUUGGGACUUCUGAAGAACAAGACCUCCGCAUUCUACACCGAGGUGACUACUUUGGGGAGCAAGCUCUGUUGAAGGAGGACUGUAGAACUGCUACAGUGAUCGCCUUGGCUCCUGGAGUGGAGUGUUUGACCCUGGACAGAGAAUCGUUCAUCCAACUGAUUGGAGAUCUAAGUGAGCUACAUGAGAAGGAAUAUAGUGAUCUCUGCAGAACUGAACGGCCUCCUAGCAGCAACAGUCUUCCCUCUGAGAUAGAUCAAGAGUUAGAAAAUAUUCAAUUAGAAGACCUAGACAUAGUAGCAACACUGGGGGUCGGAGGGUUUGGCAGAGUGGAGCUUGUACAGUGUAUUCAAAACAAGAACAAAACAUAUGCCUUAAAGUGUCUGAAAAAACAGCACAUAGUCGAAACACACCAGCAAGAACAUGUGUACAGUGAAAAAGAAAUAAUGAUGGCCUGUAGACACCCCCUGAUUUGCAGGUUAUACAAGACAUUCAAAGACAACAAGUACGUGUACAUGCUACUGGAGGCGUGUCUAGGAGGAGAGGUGUGGACUAUUCUACGAGACAGAGGAUGUUUUGACGACUCAUCCGCAUGCUUCAUCGUGGCCUGUGUCAUCGAAGCGCUUGACUAUCUCCACUCCAGAGGCAUCGUCUACCGGGAUCUCAAACCAGAAAAUCUUCUGCUAGACUCCAGAGGAUAUGUUAAACUUGUAGACUUUGGGUUUGCCAAGAGACUUGGUCUUAACAGUGGAAAGACUUGGACAUUCUGUGGCACGCCAGAGUAUGUAGCGCCAGAGAUCAUCCUCAACAAGGGACACGACCGAGCUGUUGACUGCUGGGCUCUGGGUAUACUGAUGCAUGAGCUACUCACUGGCGCACCACCAUUCAGUGGGUCGGACCCAAUGAAGAUCUACAACAUGAUCUUGAAGGGGAUUGACCUGGUGGACUUUCCUCGUCAUGUGACCCGAGCUGCUCAGAUGCUCAUCAAGAAGCUGUGCCGAGACAUGCCAGCAGAGAGACUGGGCUGCCAGAAGGGGGGCCUUGCUGACAUCAAGAAGAACAAAUGGUUCCAAGGUUUUGAUUGGGACGGUCUAAGACACCAAACAUUGUUGCCGCCAAUUGUGCCUCAGGUGAGAAGUCCAGUAGAUACGUCAAAUUUCGACCACUACACCAAAGACACACAAGUUCCUUUCGAUGAAGACUCCAACUGGGAUGCUGACUUCUAAUUUUGUAAAAAAAAAUUUAAUAGUACUCGUACCUUUUACCAUCAAAGAAUUCUACCGAUACGCAUAAUUUAUAAUAUUAUGGAAAGUGUUACCAAUUUAAUUGCUGUCAUUGUUACCACAAUACUUGUUAAAAAUGAUGAACAUACUAAUUAUUUUAUAACAUAGAGACCUAUUUAUUAUAAAGUACUUGAUUUACACAGUAUUAUAAAUAUUAAUUUUAUGUUUGAUGUUAAGUAAGUAAUAUUUGAAAAGGUGCAGUAUUUGCAUCAGUCAAUGAACGGAUAGCAAAGUAAAUUUUAACAAUGCUAUUAAGUUUUAAAUUGAGUGUUGAAGCGGAGCAAAGUCAUUAUUCAAGAGUGAUAACUUUUAUUUUAAAAGCGGGUUUUUCUUGUAAAGAUAAAUUUGUAAGACAUUGUGAUAUAAAUUGAAGUUUUGAAAUGAGGAAAAAUAUUGGUCUGAUAUAGAUGUUCAAACUUAUUUUUAGAGACAAUUUUAUCCGUAAUAAACUAUCAUGUUCAA
Messenger RNA from Macrosteles quadrilineatus (aster leafhopper), 3641 nucleotides. Its product is annotated as cGMP-dependent protein kinase, isozyme 1-like. The coding region runs from base 183 to 3122 and encodes 979 amino acids. The record is from RefSeq and is a predicted model, not a curated record. Gene Ontology annotation, molecular function: ATP binding; cGMP-dependent protein kinase activity. NCBI's taxonomy places the organism in Eukaryota, Metazoa, Arthropoda, Insecta, Hemiptera, Cicadellidae. The transcript is spliced from 16 exons. Gene Ontology annotation, biological process: protein phosphorylation.